AUGGGGAGUACCACUAUCGCUAUUUUUGCCUUGAGUAUUGUCUCCAUUGUGCUAACAUGGCUGCUGGUGACCUUGAGGCUGUUGGUCCGCACCAAGAUUCGCCCAUCAUUUGGUGUCGACGACUCCUUGCUCAUAGUAGGCUGGCUCCUCGCAACUGCGCAGUUCAUCAUACCACUUUACGAACCCAGGUGCAAGUUGCGAAAGGACGCUGACUUGCUGACCCUUGACGACAUAGAGUCAAACUAUAUUUGUCGCUUCGCGGGGGAGCUCCUGUGGGUCGCUGCUACGGGGCUUGUCAAGAUCUCCUUCUGCUUCACGCUUCUCCGGUUCCUCCAGCUCCCUUGGCAGCGCUGGUGCAUCUUGUCGACUAUUGCCAUGAUCUUCACCAUUUCGGUAUUCUACUUCUUCUGGAUUGUCUUCGAUUGUAAACCAAUUCGAUACUUUUGGCAACAAGUCAAAGCUCCCACAAGCGGCUCAUGCAAGGCGGCCGCCGCGUUCGCAGAUGCAACCUAUGCCCAUGCAUCUGUUCUCAUCGCCGCAGACGCCGUCCUUACCAUUAUCCCGUUAUUUGUCGUGCACUACCUACACGCUGGUUGGCGGGUUAAGAUAUCCGUCGCAGCGAUACUUACAAUCGGUUCCCUGUACGCUAUAUUUGUCCCUCCGAAUGCAUCAUACCCAUCUCCUUCUCUGCAAAGCAAAAAGCUCCCUGUUACUAACAUGGAACGUCAUGACCUGUAUCACAGCUCGUGCGUUGCAACUAUAGUGCGGCUAACGCUCAUCCACCACAUGCUUGCCGCCGGCAGUUUCCUCACCGUCACCACCAAAUUGGUUCUGUGGGCAAUCGUGGAGGUAGCCACUAGCAUCGUGGCUGUCUCGGCGACAGCGCUCCGACCGCUGUGGGAGGUACUGCGCGCUAUACCCCGUUAUACCUUUGGCUCGCGGUGGGGGAUAGUAAGUCGGUGGUAUGGAUCGGAGAGAGGGACGCAGCUGCAUGAUCUGGCGCCCGCGCAAACAACAUCGACUGAUCAAAUUCCGGAAUCAUAUAAUAUGAGCCAGGGUUCAGAGGGGAGCAGAUUCAAGGCACCAAAGAGGGCAGGUUUUGAUGGCUAUUCAUAGUGUGCUUUGGUUAGUAUAGAAGUUGGCAGGUGGUUUGAUUGUUUACACGUUUAGAUGUAACCAAAGUUUUGAACUUGCUGUUGCUCGCGUAAGAGACUCCAUUUGGGCGA
This is a messenger RNA of Aspergillus calidoustus, 1226 nucleotides long. The record is from the annotation of a GenBank genome assembly. Lineage: Eukaryota; Fungi; Ascomycota; Eurotiomycetes; Eurotiales; Aspergillaceae.